Molecule: messenger RNA, 1926 nt
Organism: Amaranthus tricolor (Joseph's coat)
Lineage: Eukaryota; Viridiplantae; Streptophyta; Magnoliopsida; Caryophyllales; Amaranthaceae
Product: sugar transporter ERD6-like 5
Exons: 18
Coding region: 224-1663 (479 amino acids)
Biological process (GO): carbohydrate transport; transmembrane transport
Cellular component (GO): membrane
Molecular function (GO): sugar transmembrane transporter activity
Source: RefSeq, a predicted model, not a curated record
AUAGAAAAUCAACAUGGUUCUCCUUAGUCCUGCCUUCUUCAUUCAAACGACUGUCCUCUUCAAACUUAUACCCUUAAAGUCUACUGAAAACGACAACAAUGGAAUAAGCAGACAAAUAAAAGGACGUCGAAAUUAAAGUUGUUGAGAGUAUCUUGUGGUGUACAAAUCGACAAAGAAACGAUAUACUUCACUUAAGAAAUGACGGCAGAUAAUUCAAUUCAUUAUGGAAGAGGACAUGAAAAAAGAUAAUUUGAAGCAGCAACUGCUGAAAUGUGCAGAAAAUCAACCUUCUGGUUGUAGCAAUGGUGAUGAGGGCAGUAUCACAACUGUUCUCGCCUUCAGUGUCUUUUUUGCUGUUUGUGGUUCCUUUACUGCUGGUUGUACUAAAGGAUAUUCCUCUCCAAUCCAGUCUCAAAUCAUCUCUGACAUAGGCCUUUCAACAGCAGAUUAUUCUCUAUUUGGAUCCAUGUUGGCAAUUGGAGGACUAUUAGGCUCGUUCAUGUGUGGAAAAAUAACAGAUUAUCUUGGCCGCCGAGGAGCUAUGGGGUUGAGUGACAUACUCUUCCUUUUUGGUUGGCUUGCUAUAGCACUUUCAAAGGAUGCUUGGUCUCUUGUUCUUGGUAGACUGUUAUUAGGCUUUUCAAACUCACUCGUCGUGUACACGGUUCCAAUAUACAUAGCAGAAAUAACGCCAAAGAACCUUCGAGGAGGCUCAGUAUUAAUUUUUCAGUUAAUGAUGAGCUCUGGUAUAACUCUCAUGUAUACUAUUGGGUUGAUAACUCGGUGGCGCAUCUUGGCUUUGAUUGGUAUUAUUCCAUGCAUAAUCCAGCUUUGUGGUUUGUGGUUCAUUCCAGAGUCUCCUAGAUGGCUUGUGAAAUUUGGCCAUGUUAAAAGCUUUGAGGCAGCUCUUCAACGCCUUAGAGGAGAAAAUGUGGACAUAUCCCAGGAAGCAACAGACAUCAAAGGCUACAUCGAAGCUCCUGAGAAUAAGGAAGCAGAAUUCUUUAGUGUCUUUUCUAGGAAGUAUACAUUCGCACUCACUGUUGGCCUUGGUGUCAUGGCGUUAUCAGGAUUAGCUGGAACAUCUGGGGUCCUAUAUUAUGCAACUUCCAUCUUUCAAUCAGCCGGAUUUUCAGUUAGCAUAGGGACUGUAUUAAUGGCUCUUCUGCAGCUUCCACCACUUUUCCUUGGUGUUUUUUUGAUGGACAAGUACGGAAGAAGACCACUUUUGAUGUUUUCUGCAGGUGGGUUAGUUGCAGCUUGUCUUUCGCUGGCAUUAUCCUUCUUUUUAAAGGAACACGGCUGGUUUAUCGAGCAUAGUCCCUAUUUAGCCUUCAUUGGCAUUAUGAUAUUUUCUUUAUCAUUCCCUUUGGGCUUUGGAGGGAUACCUUUUAUCAUAAUGUCAGAGAUUUUCCCCAUGGACGUAAAAUGGGCUGCUGGAAGUCUGGCUAUAGUCGUUAAACAUAUGUGCGAUUUUAUCGUUUCCUACUCUUUUAACUUCAUGAUGAAUUGGAGCUCUUCAGGCACAUUCUUCAUAUUUACAAGCAUCAAUAUGUUCUCUGUGUUGUUUGCUACAAAAUUUGUGCCAGAGACAAAGGGCCGAUCUUUGGAGGAGUUACAGGACUCACUGAACCCCCAUUUUGCAUCCAAGACAAAUGUCUAGUUGUUUACGAUGGACAAACUUCGAGUACAUUUAAAUCGAUUUCUGAAAAGAACUUGCUUUACAUCAAAAUUCCAGAUAUUAUAUGUUAAACUCUUAUCGGCAAAUAUUAAUUUUCUAUAAACAAAUUUAUUUAAUUUGAUAUCAUAUACUCUGUACGAAAAUACUUGUGUAGCAUAGUUUUGCAAGUUAGUUGGGGUGAGAUUUUAUAUCCAUAAUUACAUUCAAUUUCAUUUUCAUACCACAAUUUUAUAUGAUUUGUUAUC